This is a messenger RNA of Arxiozyma heterogenica, 5028 nucleotides long. RefSeq names its product Pmd1p (gene PMD1). Lineage: Eukaryota; Fungi; Ascomycota; Saccharomycetes; Saccharomycetales; Saccharomycetaceae. Gene Ontology annotation, molecular function: protein binding. The transcript has a single exon. Bases 1 to 5028 code for a protein of 1675 amino acids. Gene Ontology annotation, biological process: cell redox homeostasis. The record is from RefSeq and is a predicted model, not a curated record. Gene Ontology annotation, cellular component: cytosol; mitochondrion.
AUGCAAUUAUUAAGGCCUUCUUCCAGCGUAUGCUAUAAGUUGAAACUACCACAAGUAGAUACUAUCACAUCUAAUACUUUAAUAAAUGACGUAGAUAAAAAGUUGUUGACUUUAAAUUAUAGAACCGGUGCUGCUACUCAUCUGUCUAGAUCAAAUGUUUUUGUUCAUGGUGGUAUUAUUAUCCCAUUAAAUCUAUCCGAUAUCACUACCAAAUCUAUUCAGGAGGAACUAAUGCUAUAUUUCGCUAAACAAAUCAAUUCUUCUUCUUCUUCUUCUACCACUACCAAUACCAAUACUAUUAAUAAUAAUAAUAGUACUUUCAGUUACUCAUUAGAUGAUCCAAUUUUGUCUACAAAUUUUGAUACUCUCUAUGAUUGGAUUAGUCCAAAUCUUUUCACUUUAGAUCUAAUCACAAGGAAAUGGUCGCAUUUCGACACUUUUUAUCCAGAAGAUUCGAAUACACUGAAAAGAUUGUUCCAUUCGAUUGUGCUUCAUGAUGAUAAACUAUACCUAUUCGGUGGUCUUAUCGUGUCUCCAACUAAUGGCUACGAACUGAUCGCAUCAAAUGAACUAUGGGAACUAGACCUAACUACCAGAAAUUGGAAACUGCAUGACAUCAACCCAGACCUCACUAGACGUUACAACCAUUCCAUGAUGGUCCAUGUGGACUCAACAGAUACACCAAGACUCAUUAUUGUCGGCGGGAAAGAUAAUUUAGAUCACAAUAUCGUUCUUGUUGAUAUUUUUAACAUAAGCACCGGUGUUUGGGAGUCCUUGGAUUGCUAUAAAUCUAAAGGUCAAAGAAUCGUGACUAACAUUAAUGGAGUACCUAACGGGAUAACCAAAUCAAAUAAUGUCCCUGUGUUGAUAGAUAAAGAUAUCGUUCGCCAAAAUAACCCAAAUGAAACUUCUCUGGAUGGGAACCCUCACAUCAACACCAACCCUAACACGAGUAAUAGUAAUGGUGGUAACAACACUGGUAUAGAUCAGAAUAAUAAAAACGUUAUCGCUUCUACUUUAGCUACACUCAAGAAUAACGAUAAUUCUACACAAAAUGAUUGUUCAUCGGAUCAGAAUAUAGUGUCUGAUAUCCCAAUAAUUGUCUACUACAAUAGAAAUGAGAGUAAUAACAACUCAAUCUGUGAUCAAAUGCCAAAUGAAGGAGAAAUACCGUCUCCAAUUGUAGCAUUAUCAUUAUUACCAAAUUCUCAAGGUUUAAGAAUGAAUUCAUUUCAAGAUAAAGAAACCUUAAUGAUACCGUUGAAUCUAAAAAACUUAUCAAUAUCAUCAUAUAAAAAGGGACUCAUUUUAACAGGGUUUUAUCCUACAACAAAUAGCUCAGAUUUUCAUUGCUAUCUUUAUGACCUAUCGUGUGCAUUCUGGACAAAAGUAGCUAUUGAUUGUCCUGAUAGUGAUAUUAACCAUCAUAGAUUUAAUGAACUAUUUGUUUGGAAGUCUCAUCAUAGAGCAAUUGUGUUAGGUACAGAGAUCGAUGAUCAUUAUGGUCCAACUGUACAAAGAUUUGAUUAUUUAUUAUCUUUCAGAUUAGCAAUGAUGAACGUCUUAAAAGAGGUUCCCAGAUAUAUACUGGAUCAUGAUAAGGGAGAAAUGGUUCCUUUAAUUCCAGAAUUGGAUAGGGAAUCACCAAUAUUGAGAAGAAACAAAUCCAGUAAUACUUUAUCAAAUAACAGCCCAUCAAACAAUAUAUCACAAUUUGAAAAUUACAUUAAAUACAUAACCACACCUUUAGAACUAGAGUCUACUAGUUCUGUGUUUCCACCUUAUGCAUUAGUCCUUGGGAAGGAUUCAAUGGAAGUCUUUGGGCAAUCUAUUUCUGAUUUUGAAUUUAUAUCGUCUAAUGGAGAAUCUAUUUCUGUGCCAAUGUAUCUUUUAAGGAAAAGAUGGGGCAGAUAUUUUGAUAUGUUGUUAGCCAGAGCAUAUUCACAAGUACAUAAAAAGCAAAACCCACAAGAUAAAAAAAAAUCGUCUUCCCAAAAAAAUACAAUCAACCAUUCAAAUAUCACAAAAAAAAAAUCACCGGCAUCAUUCAAUUUAAAUACAAGGAAAAAUGACUCACCAUCUUCUCACAAUAGUGAUGGAAAAUUAUCACCUUCAUCGUCAAUCCCCAAUUUAUUGAAUUCAAAAUAUUUAACUACUGAUAAAAAUAAUUCUAAUCUAUUGAACCAUCAGCAUGCUACAAGAUCGAAUAAUAUGACAGAUAUUCCUAUAUUUCGAGUUCCAUUCCAAGAUUCCCACCAAACUAACACACAUAUUAAAGAUACUAAAUCUCUGAAGAAAAAUAGCACUUUGAAUGUAAUUCAUUCCAGUAAACCACACCAAAGGAGAUCAUCUUCUGUUUUGGGUUCAAUAACACAUUUAAGAAAUACUGCUGGAAUUGAAUUUGAAAGACGUGCUUCUCAUCCAAUAGACUUUGACUCUUCUCUUACCAGCAAUGUAGUUGAUAAGAUCAACAUGUCUUGCACAAGUCAUACAAGUAGAAGAUCAUCACUUCGAAAUCUUCCAAAUCCGCAAUGUUCGAGAAGACCAUCGACUAUGUCACAAAAUACUUCUGGUCGUGCAUCAACACUAUCUUUAGUAAGUUCGUCAUCAGACAGAAGAGGAGCCAAUGUUAAUUCUUUAACUAGUCGUCAUGAUAGUAUAGGAAACAAUUCUGAAAGCUCCUAUAAUUCAGUAACUUAUGAAUUAAUCAAUGUUUCAAUACCGUCUGGAUCAAUCCCACCAAUGAUUUCUCUCCCUCCUACACCUACAGGGUCAGUUAGUAGUGUUUCCUCUUCUCAUUUACAAAGACAUAAUAAUAAUAAUAAUAAUGUCUCUAAUUUGUUGAACUCGAUAGAUCAUACAAGGCCUCCAAAAACCAGACAGAAUUCUCUUGAAUUUUAUGCUUCUCCAAGACACGUUUCGAUAUCUUCUAGACGUUCAUCAUAUGAGUCAAGAUUACAGUCUAUGAAAUCGGCAAGCAGUGCCAGUUUCUCUGAAACAAUAAAUGAUCAAAGCAUAAUUGAAGAAGGUUUGUUUCCAUCAUCAAGACCCUCCACUUUUUCGCCUGCAGUAUCAUCAUCACCAUCUACAUCUUCUUCAUUCUCUGUUGCUGCAUCGUCACAUGGCUCAAUAUCAUCCUCUAAAUCUUUUCUAUCAUUGAAUACUGAUGAGUUUACAUCUCAUAAUCCAAUAUUGGAUCAAUUUGAUUUAGAUCCUUUAUUAAUCCCCAGAUCACUAUAUAUGCCAUGGUCAACUAAAACAGUAAAAGCAUUCACUGAAUUCUUCUAUACGGGAAAAGUUAAUGGUCAGUGGGAUUUAGCACCCACAGUGUUAGAUCUAUUAAUCAUGUCAUAUUUAUAUGAAGUCCCCUUAUUAUAUGAUAUGAUAACUGAAGUGUUAUAUAUGUUGGUUGGUAAAAAAGAGGAAACAUUAAAAUUAACAACAAAGAAUAUGAUAAAUGGAUAUAUGGAUAUGAUGCAAAUAUUCCAUAAUAAUGAAGAUAUAGAGGGAGUUGAAUCUUCAUUAGCGGCGAAUGAAAAUUAUCAGAACUUAUUACAAUUGAAAGAAUCACUUGAUAAUAUUAAUAAUGGGUUUGUAGACAAGCAUAUCUUAGAAAAAUACAUUUUAAAUAAGCAUGAGAGUAGAAAAAUUAGUAUUGUUGAUAAUGUAUUAAAUGGAUAUAGUAGUGUUUAUCAGUCAGAUAUCUUGUCUAUGGGUAAAAGAAGGAGAAAGACUGCAACAGGAGAUAGUACUGAUAAAGAAAUGCCAAAUAUUGGUAUAGUCUAUUCUGGAGGGCCAAGAGAUAGUCAAGACUCUCUAGGUUCCUUGCUGUAUCUCCGUCACAAAUCUAUUAUUAAUCCAAGACGGAAAAAAUCUAGUUUGAGUAAAGAAUUAAAUUUUGAUAUUUUAAACAGUGAUGAUAAUACAAAUAUCAUUAAUAAACAAGAAGAAUAUAUAGCGGAGCCACAAGAUGAUUUGAAUGAUCUUAGCGAAAAAUUGAAGGACUUUAAGAUCCGUGGGAAGAGUGUCUCUAAGGAGAAGAAUCUUGAUGAACAAGUACUUAAACCAUCACUUUCUUCUCCUUGUUCAUCGUCAUCAGUCUCCAGUGAUUCAGAAAAUGAGGGUGAAGAUGCGUAUUCAAUUGGUUCAAUAUCGUCUAGAAAGAUAAGAAGAGAAUUAAAGUUAGAAGAAGAACUCGAUGAAUCCAUUGAUCCCUUAUUGAAAUUAGGUAAUACUGAAACUAGCAAUAAUCUAUUAAAAAAUUCUAUUUUGAAUCAACGUAAUCUUCAUGGAAAUCGUGAUGGAUCCAUUACAUCUACAUCAUCUCCUCUUAGAUUGAACAAUUUUGAUGGACCUGUCCAGGGCGAUCCUAAGAGUAAGAAUUCUAAAGUCCAUGGAUUUGAUACAAUUGCGGAUAAAUUUGAAGAAGUUCAGGAUGUAACAUUGGAGAAUUUAGUAUCAACUUCAGAAAAAUCGAUAAUAUCGAUUGUGGAUUACAUCAUAAAAUUGAUCUAUCGUACUUCAGUAAUGGUUAAUGAUACACGGUUGAUGAUACGUUGUAUGGAUUGCAUUGAAUUUUCCAAUAUUCUAAAAAAAAUAAAAAUCAAUAUGAUAAAAGAUUAUAAUAAAUUGAGUCCAGUGAGGAAAAACACAUCUAUCAAGGUAAGUUCUUUAUCACCGGUUGUAUCUCCUCUAAAUAUGAAUUAUUCUAUUUCUAAAGGAGUAGAACGCCAAUCUAGUAUUCAUCUAUUAAAUACAGAGGAAGUUUCUACUACUCUCUCACAGAAAGUGACUUCUCAGAACUUACUUUUUGAAGAAAAUAAUGCUGAGAAGGAUUCAAAGGGUACUACGACUUCAAUUAUCAGUGGUACUAAUACUACUACUAGCACCACCACCACCACUAGUAGCAAUCAUAAUCGUAGUAUGAAGGAUUUUCCAGAAGAUAAAAGGGAAACAUCAUUACCAUUGCCAUCAAUGUCUCUUACUGGUUCUCUAACGUUUCCAUUUUUUGGCAAAAAACGAUCCUAA